CACACAGCAAGGCUUAUUCUGGAGCUGCGCUUUACAAGAAACGAAAACUCUCGUAUUUGGGAUCGACGGUCGGCUCGGAACAAUAAAGCCUUAGUUCGAGCAAAGUAUUGCCAGCUAGUUAAAGGAAUAUUUCCAGCAGGCUCCAAAUGCAUCUCCCUGAACACUCAGCAGCUCGCUAAAUAUGCCCCUGGGGCAGCGCCGCUCUGGUAAUUAUAAAGACCCCCCAACAGCAUCCUCUUGGGUCAGCGCGCUGCCUGUUGCCCCGUUUGGGAGGCUGCUCGGUGGUGCGGGCUGGAUUCGUACCCAAGACUUGGGCAUCCCUCCCUGCCAAGAGCGGCUGUUUUGGCCAGGGAAAAGCUGACUGUUUGAUUUGGGAGGCCGGACCAGAGCCGCUUGGAUGCUGACCCUUGUCUCCUGUGUCGGCAGAGUGGUGGUCCUCUUGGCGGCUGUUUCGGUGACCACGUCCAUCACCAUGUCAGGAGAAUGGGGAGAAGAAGGGGUGACGUAUGCCCAGCUGGGGAAAGAAGUGAUCCUGACGUGCGCUGGAGCGAGUCCCGGCUCCUCGGUGGAAUGGCGGUGGAACGGAGGCCCCGUCCUCCCAGAAGACUCUGCGGUGCAGGCUGGACAGCUUCUCCUGUCCCACCCCCAGCUCUCCUCCGAAGGGGUCUACAGCUGCCACGACACCAGCGGGGUCCUCCUCAGCUCCACUGUGCUCCGUCUCGGACGCCUGCCGGGGAAGCCCUCCAUCUUGUGUACGGCACCAAACUAUGAGGACCUUUCCUGCUUCUGGGCUUCCACCGUCGAGACCUUCCUGCCCACCAGAUACAUCACGUCCUACAGGAGUGGGUCCCUGGAUGUUGCAUCCAAGAAGCAAAGGUCUGCGCCCAUUGUGGAGGGGCCCUGCAUCCAGGAUCCUGCCCACCCGUUCUCCUGCACCAUCCACCAGUCCAUGUUCUGGUCCGGAUACUGGAUCAACGUGACGGAGGUGAAUCCACUGGGCUCCAACUUUCACCUCCUGAACGUCAUCAUGCAAGGCAUCAUCAAGCCAGACCCACCAGAGCAUCUUCGGGUAGAGCCAGUGCCUUCGGUGCCCAACCGGCUGCAGGUGAGCUGGGAAUACCCUUCCAGCUGGACCAAGGAGUUUCACUUCCUGCUCAAGUUCCGCCUGCGAUACCGACCCGUCACCUCCACUUCCUGGGCUAUGGUGGAGACGGCCAAUGUGUCCGAGGUGAUUACAGACGCCUUCCUGGGCUUGCUGCAUGUGGUCCAGGUGAGCGCAAAGGACUUCCUGGAUGCUGGGAGCUGGAGCGAGUGGACCCCUGAAGCGUGGGCCAUGCCGGCCACUGGACAAACUUUGGUACCCAGCGAGACAGCCACUGCAGCCAUCAAGGCAGAAAGCCCAGCGGAGGAGCCUUCUCUGGCCCCCAACAAUGGGCCCAUUGGCCACAGCGACCCCACGGAGAAGGUGGCGGUUCUGGUGUCUCUGGGCGUCUUUGCCUUCUUCGUCCUGGCGGUGAUUCUGGUCUUCGCCUUUCUGAUGUGGGUCCGAAUGAAGAAGCACAGCAAAGAGGCCACGAAAAACCACGACCUCCUUGCCGCUGCCAUCCACAUGAAGGCCUUGCCCAAAGCUCAGAUCUUGUAGCAAGGACCCCUCCCCACCACGCCAACAAGAGGGACAUCAACGCCACUGACCUCGCCAGUCGCAGCUACAUAUUGACUGGGGGGCACUGAGGAUGCCCCUCUACUGACCCCACCACCAUGGAAGGACUUACUUAGGAAAGAAGCUCAUCAACAGGACAUUUGGGGUGGUGUAUUGGCCCUGGGGGGCACCCCUGCUGGCUGAGCACCAGCCCCCCCAAGACCUCCUCUUCUCCCCCUGUUUCCACAUGCAGACUGAAUGCUGUUUUGGGACUGACCGACAGCCUCUGGACAGCUAAGGAGGAGGAGAAUGUUGAGAUUUCGUUGCCCGCCGAGCCUGGCAGAGGGCGUCAGCGCCAGUAGGUGUUGGCUGGCACAGCUUGGGGCAAAAGGACCACACAAACCCCCAGUCUGGUGCCCCCAUCACCCGCAAGGAGCCAGAGCAUGACUCUUGGGACAGGGGGACUUUGGGGGUACACUGCCCUUCCCUCCACGGUUGCCCCGAGCCUAAAGGCAGCAUCGCUUAUGGAACCUGCUUCCCUGGAGCCCAGGCAGGGCAUGGCAGGGGUGUGUGUGUGUGUGUGGCAUCUGCAGGGCAUGGAGGAUUGGGGGUGGGAUCCUGCACCCCGUUCCAGGAAGGGAGCAUCAACCAGGGGGAGACCUCAGGGGGCAAGGCGAUGGCAAAAGCCUCACCAGGAACCACAAAGGCAAGGAACAAGGAUGGCAGAGCUAUGGAAUUGGGGGUUUUCAAUAUGUCACUGCUCCCAGCAGCCCCAGUUAGGAUAAUGGGAGCUGGAAGACAGAAACAUUUGGAGGGUCCCCAGCCCUGAAGGAGGGCGACCAUCUGUGUGUGUGUGUGUGUGUGUGUGUGUGUGUGUCCGUCCGUGUGCACACGUGUAAACUUGUACAGAUGCAGCUACUCUCAGCGUUGGAAACCUGGAACUGAAUUCUCUUUGUUGCAAUGAAUAUUUAGCAUAUAGA
Molecule: messenger RNA, 2619 nt
Organism: Podarcis muralis (Common wall lizard)
Lineage: Eukaryota; Metazoa; Chordata; Lepidosauria; Squamata; Lacertidae
Gene: IL11RA
Product: interleukin 11 receptor subunit alpha
Cellular component (GO): membrane
Molecular function (GO): cytokine receptor activity; protein binding
Source: RefSeq, a predicted model, not a curated record